UUGCCUCCAUUUUGUCUGCUUUCAUUUGUCAGUCACGAAGCCAAAGCUCUUGCCUUAUUGCCCAGUGGUAUGUCCCUUCAUAUCCGCCCUUCCCUUUUGGCUUUUCUUUUCCGUCUGUUCUUUUGCAGUCCCCAUCUUUUUUAAUAGACAGAAACAACUCAUACAUAACCCCUUGGCUUUUCCUCUCUCAGCAUCUUCUGCUUAUAUAUUCCAUUCUUUUAACAUCCUACGACUCUUCAUUAUUCUUCAUAUUUGCUUUCCACCCACUAAGCCUCCUCUACUCGGUUUAUACUGUCCAUUAGCAGGUUUUGAGUUUCCAGUUUCUGUUGAAUUCUGUUUCCAACUUGUUGGAUGAGAUUGAAAAGUGGAUUUUAUGAGUGAAAAAAGACAAUUGAUUUCAACGAGUACUAUAUUUCUGGUCUCCUCAAAUUUAUCUUUGCAACAGUACUCAGCAUACAGUGGGGAACUCUAAUAGCAUAAAGAUAUGGCAUCAUCUUUGGAGGAACUUCUUGCAGAGGAAGGGUUUAGAGGAAGAAAAUCAGUCACGAAAUCCAGAUCAUCCAACAGAUUAGAAUCUUCGAGCAAGACAGAUUCUCCAUUUAGCUACCGAGUUAAGACUGAGAGAACAAGGUCCGAUGCAUCUCGGUAUAGCUUGAAAGGUGAAUUGUCAACAAGUGAUAGUACUACACAUAGGAGGCCAAGAGAUUAUCUUGUUAGAAGAGAGAAACUGAAUGCUGAAUUGAAGAAAGAAAAUAAAGGCAGACUUGAAGGAAGAGAUUUUGAGAUUGUUGAGGAAGAAACUGAGAGAGUAAAGGAUGUAUUUGCCAAGGUAGGGCGACAUAGCUUAGGGAGAAGAGAUAAGAGGAAUGAUAAUGCUUCUACUAAACAUCUACUUAGCCGAAGAAGCUAUAGUGAUAAGCAACAAAACAGCCUGAAGCAGCAGGGUGCUGCUUAUGGCAUAUCUAAUAGAGGCUCACAAAAUAGAAAAAGCUAUAAAGAUGGCCAGCCCGAAAAGUGUGAUGAUUUGGUACCAACAGUUCCUCAACCUGCACUCGAUGAAGUUGCUGUUCAAGCUAUUGUAUCCAUCUUAAGUGUCUAUAUUGAACGCUUUCUCCAAGAUGAGGAAUAUCAGACUGCCCUUCAUCUCAAAUGUUUUUCUUCCUUCAACUUUAUCAGAUUACAAGACUAUGACAUUGAAGAAAAAGUCAUUGUCAACCUUGAACAAGCAAUUCAGAUUGUAGAAAAAGCUGUUAGAGAGUCUGUAAGUGCAAGGGAAUUGAAAAAAGCUUCAUUGCAGCUUAGUGUGAUAACUGGUUUGAACUCAAAUGAUCUGAAGGAUGGCUUCGUGCACGGGGCUCCUUAUGCUAUGCUGUCCUCAUGUGCUCAUCUUUACCUCAGUGUGAGAUAUAAGCUACAGAAGAAAGACAGGAUUUCUGCAAGGCAUCUUUUGCAAGUGUUUUGUGAUUCACCUACUCAGGCACGGAUGAAUCUGUUGCCUGAACUGUGGGAAGAUGUAUUUUUUCCACAUCUUUCACAUCUUAAGGGUUGGUACAAUCAAGAAGCUAGUUCUCUAUCAGAUGCACCAAACAGGGAGAGGAAACUGAAGCUUCUUGAGAAAGUGUACAAUGAAAUUAUGGAUUCUAGCACUUACCAAAUAGCUGCUUAUUACAAGGAUUGGCUCUCAGAGGGGGUUGAAGCUCCUCCUUUUCCUUCCAUCCAUGUUCCAUCCAUAUCAGUUGGAAACAUUCAGCAUGAGGAUUCACUUGCUCAUUCUCCAGAUCUAGCUAGUCCAACUAGUCCUUGUUCAGCGCAGCCAAUGGUGAGUAAAAAGUUAUAUGAUGCUGUAUUUGGACGAUCCAGUAAACCUGGACUAGAGGAAACCGAAGAUAAUGAGUCACAUUACUAUGAUACAUGUGGGAGAAGCUCAGAUGGCUCUACUAUUUAUGUUAAACAAACAUUAACAUGCUCUUCAGAGACAGUUAAAUAUCCAUACCAAAAUAAUGGUGAAGCUUCCUCCAAAAGUCCGCAGGAUGAUGCAUCCUUUCUUAAUUUAAAUAUGCUGCAGGAAGAUGGCAGCUCCUCAACAGCUGAGGAAGAAUGGAGACUGCCAGGACCAAGUAUAUUGCAAGUAAAAGAAGCUUAUAAUACAUUGCAGUCAACUGCACAAGAUUACGAUAAGCUGCAUGCACCUGUUCUUUUAACUGCCAAUGAACUCAUGCUCAAGAGGCUAGCACAACCUGCAUUUGAGUUGCAACAAACUAGGAUCACAUAUGAUCUUACUCUCUCUGGUCCUCCAAAUCUUAGUGAGGAUCCGCAUCACAAUUCUAUUGCAAAUCCAACUACAGUCAGGCCUACUUUUGAAGAGUUGCAUGAAACUUACAGACGUUUUCAUGAAGAAUCCUCAUUCUCAAGCAUACACAAUGACUUUAUUUGCCCUCUGACAGGAAAGUUUUUCGAAGACCCAGUGACCCUGGAGACGGGUCAAACCUUUGAGAGAGUAGCCAUCAAGGAGUGGUUUGAUCAGGGAAACAGAACUUGUCCAGUAACAGGAAAAUUGUUGGAAUAUCUGUCUGUUCCACUAACCAACAUUAUUUUGAAACAUGUAAUCGAUAGUUGGAAAUUGGAAAUUUGUAGGAAAAACUUGGCAUUGGCCUUUCUGAUAGUUGGUAACUCAAGGGAAAAUGGCUUACCAGGGAGAGAGGAAGCAGCUAUAUUCAUGUUAGACCAAUUUCUUACUACUUUAAGCAAAGAAGAAAGAACAAGGAAUACCAAACACCUAAUUUCUCUUGGGGGUUUACCAUUUCUUCUUCAAAGGUUUAAAGCUGGAAAUGUGGAAGAGAAAAUACGUAUUGCAGCAGUUCUUUCCUGCUGCAUUGAAGCAGAUUCAGUUUGCAGAUAUCACAUAGCAAGAGACGUUAACAUAAGAUGUCUAUUUGAGCUGGUUUGCAGCAAUCAAGUUAACUUGAGAACAAAUGCGGUAUUGUUACUUACAGAACUGAUAUGCUUGAGCAGGAGGAAAUAUGUCCCACUACUUCUAAGUGAGUUACAGAGUGAAGAGAUAAUGAAUAUUAUGCAUGCUCUUCAUGAUCAUCUCCUAAAUUCUCCUCCUAUCCAAAGACCCUUGGUUGCCACACUUUUGUUGAACAUAGAUCUGCUGGUAGAUCCUCGAAAAUAUGGCUUAUACAGACAAGAGGCUGUUGAUGCCAUUACAGAAGCAUUAGAUAGCAGCUUGAUUGAUGGGGAGGUUGGAGAAAAAUGUUGCAAAGCACUACUUAUGUUGGGUGGACGUUUUUCUUUGUCAGGAAAGUUAUUGAUAGAGGAUUGGAUUCUGAAGAUAGCUGGGUUCAAUGAUGGUCCAGAAGUGAACUCUAUUGAAAAGGAAGAGGAUUUAGAUAUUGGUGACAGUAUUAUAUUGCAGGAAGAUGAAGAAUGUGCCAUUGCAGAGUGGUUGAGGAAUUUGUCAGCAUCACUAGUUGGAAGUGGCAAAGUAUCAUUUUUAGAGGCAAUCUCAAAGUGUUUAGGGUCAGGAAACCGGGAUCUGGUGACUGCCUGCCUAACUAGUGUUGCGUGGUUGACCAGUGCACUUCCCUUACAAACUGAUGCUGAGUUGCAGCGGACCUUAUGCUCACUUAUCUCCCACCUGAAACAAAGCCUGGAAAAUGGUGCACGACUUCAACAUAAGAUUCUUGCUUCAAUGUCCUUGCUAAACUUGAGUAAAAUUUCAGAAUGCAGGGUCUUGCUAAUGGCAAUUGCAGAAGAGAUGCUGGUUCCUUUAAGAAGCCUUGCUGAUAUAACAUGGACAGCAAAGGAGCUACACGGCAUAAUUUCUGGAGCAGACCUCUAAAUGCAGGCAUAUAAUAUGUUACUAUAUAAAAUAUUCCAGUUUGAUAAAUACCAUAUGUUGCUGUAAAGAUGUAGAGAAAGUUUUAGUUUUCUAAGUGAUUCGUACAAUCAACUAUUGAUAGUAUUGUCAUCACGACAUUGUCAAAAGCAAUAGAAAGACUUUCUGGUGA
Gossypium raimondii (Peruvian cotton) is the source of this 4013-nucleotide messenger RNA. RefSeq names its product putative E3 ubiquitin-protein ligase LIN. The transcript is spliced from 9 exons. Gene Ontology annotation, biological process: protein ubiquitination. Gene Ontology annotation, molecular function: ubiquitin-protein transferase activity. The record is from RefSeq and is a predicted model, not a curated record. NCBI's taxonomy places the organism in Eukaryota, Viridiplantae, Streptophyta, Magnoliopsida, Malvales, Malvaceae. The coding region runs from base 485 to 3844 and encodes 1119 amino acids.